Molecule: messenger RNA, 1599 nt
Organism: Alligator sinensis (Chinese alligator)
Lineage: Eukaryota; Metazoa; Chordata; Crocodylia; Alligatoridae
Gene: MEIKIN
Product: meiotic kinetochore factor
Exons: 14
Coding region: 27-1502 (491 amino acids)
Biological process (GO): meiotic sister chromatid cohesion, centromeric; male meiosis chromosome segregation; homologous chromosome segregation
Cellular component (GO): kinetochore
Source: RefSeq, a predicted model, not a curated record
GUGGGAGCAGCGCCAGUGGAGCCGCCAUGGAGUGGGCCAAGCUGCGCACCUACACCCGAAGCACGAGGCAGAAGAAGGCUGCACGCUGCUCUUCCCCAGUGCCAGGCCUGGCAGCCUCCGCCCUGCGCCGGGCAGGCAGCAGCAAUGCCAAUGCCCGCCAGCACCUCUUCUCCCCUCCUGCCUGGGAGCACCACGUCCCAAAUCUGAAAGGAAAUUCCAAGAUGAAAACCUUACCAAAAAUCAAAGAAAAGGCUGAAGUGGCCCAAGUGAGCAACAGUUCAUCUGGUCAGAGUGUACAAGUAAUUAACAAAGAAGUUACAGGCAUGGAAGAAAGCGAAGACAUCAGGGAAAAAAGUGCUACUCUAAUGAAGGAAUCUUUGCCUAUCAACUCUGAAAGUAAAGAGAGUUUGAGAACUACCGACACUACUUCAGGAAUUACUCUGCCAACUGGUGUUUCUACCUUUCUUCUGGAUUGUUUAGACUUGGCUUCCUCUAAAGAUGUCAGUGUGGAAACUAAUGAUAGUAUGGAUAGCUGCUCAUCACCUGAAACAUUCAGAGAUGAUGAUGGCUUAGAUGGAUAUUAUUCCAAUCCUGAGGCGUGUUUCAAAUGUAAGAAUUCUACUCUACUGGACACCAGCAAAGCAAUGACUAUUGAUAAGAUGCCACAACUUGCAAAUCUUUCAGAGAUAUUAGAACCUGUACUGGAGGAUCUUCAAGACCAAUAUGUUGGAAGAGAGAAACCAUCGACAUGCAGUAACAAUCCUUCUGAUUUGACAAGUGCUUCAGCUGUUGUUGUUGCAGGAAAACAAAUAUGUAAAAUUAUACCUGAGAAAGAAAAAACUCCAGAUGUAACACCUCACACUUUCUGUCCCUUACCUCCAAGAUCAAAGAGGAAGCUUGAUGCUCAAAUUGCUAAACCCAAAAACUUGAAGUGCAAGAAAAAGGUAAAGUUCAGUGAGCAGGUAAAAGGGGGAACAUCUUUGUCCUGUCAUCUUGAAUCUACUGUGGAUCACAUCACAACUAAAGCUGUGAGACUGACAGCAGACGUACUGUCAUCUGAACAGCCAGAGUGUGAAAAGGAAAUGAGUUCCCCAGGACUGGUCACAGAAAAAACCAGAGAACUGCUAACAAGCACAGGAUACUUUCACCCAGAAGAUUUAGAGUUUAACUUGUCACCAGUGUGCAAGGCAUCCUCUGAUGAAGAUUUAUUCCUAAAUACAACGGGUCCAUAUGUGAAUUCAGCAGAAAUUAUUCCUGCACCUCUGAGUCCUGAAGAAACAACUGUAUAUCAGUCUCCACAUCAGAGACGAGAAAUCUGCUCUAUUGUUAAAGCUUCACCAGGUGUUAGACCAUCUGAGCAUCGCCUAAUUCCAGUUAGUGGCAGUGUGUUUCUUCCUCCUGAAGGGAUGCCUGAAUGUAAUGGAAACAGGAGAAUGUUUCAUACACAAAUGACAGAUGUUAUUACAAGUACCAAAAACUGGGUCUGCAGUAACCGUAGCUAAGCUGUUUGCUUGUCACAAGAAGUAGAAACUAGUAAAGGUUCCACCUUAGGGUGUGAAAUGUCUGACUGAUAAAUGGAAGAGAAUACUCACAAGUGAA